Molecule: messenger RNA, 597 nt
Organism: Paramecium tetraurelia
Lineage: Eukaryota; Ciliophora; Oligohymenophorea; Peniculida; Parameciidae
Exons: 2
Source: RefSeq, a predicted model, not a curated record
AUGUCAUCUGAUGAAUUAGAUGUGUAAAAAAAUAAAUUAAGAGAACAAGUUAUUCAUACUGAGACUCUUAAUAUGAUGGCAAAAUAUUAGUUAGUAUUCUUAAAGAUGGAAAUAUCAAUAAGAAAGUUAGCCUUGAUAAUAAAAUUAAAAGGAAACCAGUAGAAGUUUUACGCAUUUAGAAAACUAAAGCAAUCUAAUAAAUACAGUGCUAAUCAUUUUAAAGUACUCUUUACAUAGAUUGCAUUAAAAUAUAAGUAAGUUGGAGCGAUUAUUCAAAAAAAAUAAAAAAGGAAUUUGCAUUUUGCAUUCCUGAAGGUUCGCCUUCAGUUUUCUAGAAACAAAAAUGAUAAAAUAAGGAAAUCCUUUUUGUAGGUGAUCGCUUCUAAAGAGACAGAGAUUAAAAAUCUGUAAAUCAAGGAGUAGGAAAUAAUGGAGAAUAUAACAAAUUAAAAACUAAAAGAACAGGAUCUUCUAUAGAAAAUAAAACAAAAAGAAUUAAUAGUGACAUCUUUAGAAAAUGAGUUAAGGAGAAAUUCAGCCAAUAAAACGAUUGAUUCAAAAGUAAAUCUACUUAAUAUUGAAGUUAAGAAAUAUUGA